Austrofundulus limnaeus is the source of this 2352-nucleotide messenger RNA. Its product is annotated as probable histone deacetylase 1-B. Gene Ontology annotation, molecular function: histone deacetylase activity. Gene Ontology annotation, biological process: heterochromatin formation. NCBI's taxonomy places the organism in Eukaryota, Metazoa, Chordata, Actinopteri, Cyprinodontiformes, Rivulidae. The record is from RefSeq and is a predicted model, not a curated record. Bases 128 to 1594 code for a protein of 488 amino acids. Gene Ontology annotation, cellular component: NuRD complex. The transcript is spliced from 14 exons.
UCUGUCGCCCCCUGUGGACAACCGCCGGAGUUACAGUCUGUUCAUCAUCACUGAUCGCCGUAGCCUCCUCUUCUACAGUGUGUGCGCGAUAAAACGCCAGCCAACAACAAAAAAAAAGGACAUAAAAAUGGCAUUUACUUCCCAAGGAACAAAGAAAAAAGUUUGCUAUUACUAUGAUGGUGAUGUUGGGAAUUAUUACUACGGUCAGGGCCAUCCCAUGAAGCCCCACCGCAUCCGCAUGACACACAACCUACUGCUCAACUAUGGCCUCUACAGAAAGAUGGAGAUAUACCGUCCGCACAAAGCCAGCGGAGAAGAGAUGACCAAGUAUCACAGCGAUGAUUAUAUCAAGUUCUUGCGCUCCAUCAGACCAGACAACAUGUCAGAAUACAGCAAACAAAUGCAGAGAUUUAAUGUGGGAGAGGACUGUCCAGUGUUUGAUGGUUUAUUUGAGUUUUGCCAACUCUCAGCUGGAGGCUCAGUUGCCGGCGCAGUGAAGUUGAACAAGCAGCAGACAGACAUCGCGAUCAACUGGGCCGGAGGUCUGCAUCACGCCAAGAAGUCCGAGGCCUCCGGGUUCUGCUACGUCAACGACAUCGUCCUGGCUAUUCUGGAGCUGUUGAAGUACCACCAGAGAGUUCUUUACAUUGAUAUUGACAUCCAUCAUGGAGAUGGUGUGGAGGAGGCGUUCUACACCACUGAUCGUGUCAUGACUGUGUCUUUCCACAAGUAUGGGGAGUACUUCCCUGGCACCGGUGAUCUWAGGGACAUCGGUGCUGGCAAAGGCAAAUAUUAUGCUGUGAAUUAUCCGCUGAGGGAUGGGAUUGAUGACGAGUCUUAUGAAGCCAUAUUUAAACCGAUCAUGGCCAAAGUGAUGGAGAUGUAUCAGCCCAGUGCGGUGGUCCUCCAGUGUGGAGCUGAUUCUCUGUCGGGGGACAGGCUCGGUUGCUUUAACCUCACCAUCAAAGGCCAUGCCAAAUGUGUGGAGUACAUAAAGGGCUUCAACCUGCCGCUGCUGAUGCUGGGCGGAGGCGGUUACACCAUCCGCAACGUGGCGCGCUGCUGGACGUUCGAGACCGCUGUGGCCCUGGAUUGCUCCAUCCCUAACGAGCUGCCUUACAAUGACUAUUUCGAGUACUUUGGACCAGACUUCAAGUUGCACAUCAGUCCCUCCAACAUGACGAACCAGAACACGAAUGACUACCUGGAGAAGAUCAAGCAGCGCUUGUUUGAGAACUUGCGAAUGCUGCCUCACGCCCCUGGUGUCCAGAUGCAGGCCAUCCCAGAAGAUGCCAUGCAGGAGGACAGCGGAGACGAGGAGGAAGAUCCCAACAAGCGCAUAUCUAUUCGCGCUCAAGACAAAAGGAUAGCGUGUGAGGAAGAGUUCUCCGACUCCGAGGAUGAAGGCGAAGGAGGCCGCAGGAACACAGCCAGCUACAAGAAAGCCAAGCGAGCCAAAACUGACGGAGAGAAGGAGGGAGAAGAGAAGAAGAAAGGUGAGGAGGAAAUAAAAGACAUUAAAGAAGAGGAGAAGGUGCCAGAGGAGGAGAAAAUGGACACGUCAAAGCCAAAAGAGGAAACCAAGACAUCUUGAGGUUCUCAGCACCGAGUGACACCAAUUAAACCGGAUCACCGCUGAUAUUAAAGAGUUUUUUUUUUUUUCCUUAAAUAAGUUUUGGACUGCUGCAGUGGAAACCAGUGAAGGACUGUUCCUUUUUCAAACCUCCUCUGAAUGGGAUGGAGAUACAAAUGUUUUGUUUUUUUAAGAACACCUUUGUAACUUUUUCAGGUUGUUUUUUUUUGGAACACAAGUUUAUUUUUUGAGUCUUGGUUUUGUCAAACAAAAAAAGAAGUUAAUCCUUUAAUGCUAAAGUAUUCGCUCUGUCCUUGUGAACAACUCUGUGAAAAAUGGCUUAGCUUGUGUGUUUUUUUAUAUAUAAAUAUAUCUGGAUUUUAUUUAAGUCAGAUAUUUUUUGGUACCUUUUUUUUUUUCACUCCCACUUUUGUUUUGUGCCUUUUCCAGAUGUAGUUGAAUGAUGUAGAAAUAACCAAUGCUUUUUUUUGGUAAAAUUUCUGCUUAAACUUAUCUUUUUACAUGGCACAUUGUAAACAAACUGCUUUUUUUAAUACAUAAAAUUUAGGUUACAAUUCAGUAUCCAUUUCAAAAGGGGGGGACAUUUUUUGGGGCAAAUUUCUAGAACUCUUGCCUAUAGUUUCCCAAAUGUUUCUUCGAACAGAUCCCUGGUGUUGGGCUUUGCGUCCUCGUAAGGGGCAAAGCAAAUGUUAAAAUAUUCAUUGUAUAUAUUUAUAUAUUUGUAUUCUGAAAACAUUUAGUAAACGUGUUCCACUUAA